Molecule: messenger RNA, 1938 nt
Organism: Oryza brachyantha (malo sina)
Lineage: Eukaryota; Viridiplantae; Streptophyta; Magnoliopsida; Poales; Poaceae
Exons: 1
Coding region: 282-1622 (446 amino acids)
Source: RefSeq, a predicted model, not a curated record
CUCAACCGCACCCGCUACCCUCGCUGCUCGCCAUCUGCUGAACCACACCACACCACCCUACCUUUCCUCCCCCUCUACUCCUCCCUCCACUGCUCCCCCUCCUUCCCCUCCUCGAGCUCAGCUCCUUCCCUCUCUAGCUCCCACGGAUCUCCCCCAAUGCUUGGCCUCCUCGCGAUCGUCGCGUCCAGGUCGGUUUCUUUGAUCCACGGAUCCUGAAUUGUAGCUUUCUUGGCCGGCGAGCGAUCGAUCGGCUCGGUGGUUAGGUUUGCUCUUUUGCUGCCAUGGAUGCGGUGGCGGUGCUCUCCGGUGGUGCUGGGAGUGGGAUGCGUCGGUGUAGGGUGUGCGGGAAGGGGUUCUCGUGCGGGCGGUCGCUGGGCGGGCACAUGCGGUCGCAUGUCACGUUUGGGGACGCGGUGGCGGAGGCUGAUGGUGGUGGUGGUGGUGGUGGCGGUGGCGGUGACGGUGACGGUGAGGUGAAUGGUGGGAGGUGCUCUAAUGGCGUGGUGGGGUAUGGGCUGAGGGAGAAUCCCAAGAAGACGAGGCGGCUGUCGGAGUUUGAUGAGGAGGAUGAGGUGGUGGAGGAGGGUGGCGAUGGCGGCGAGCUCAUGGCGUGCCGGGAGUGCGGGAAGCUGUUCUCGACGUGGCGCUCUCUGGUCGGGCACAUGCGGCGCCAUGCAUCCGGCGGGAGGGAUCGUGGGGACGAGGACGAUGAGUUCGAUGGCCCGGAGGCAGAGGAGGAGGAGGAGGUUAUGGUGGCGCCGGCGGCGGUGACUGUGAUCGCCGCGCCGCCGAGGCGGAGACGGCGGUCGAUGCGCGUGGCGGCGCCGGCACCAGCGCCACCGCCGGUGCCGGGCGGCGGGUUUGAGAAGGAGCAGGAGGACGUCGCGCUCUGCCUCCUCAUGCUCUCGCGCGACACCGGCAUGUGGCGGUCGCCGGUCAAGGCCGUCGAGCCGUUCGAGAUGGUGGAGCAGAAGAAGAAGAAGGCGACGGCGAAACAGCCGCCGCCCAUCCCAAGAAACGGCUAUGGCUACAACUCCGAUGAGGAUUCAGCUCUGCUCCAGUGCGGUGAUGCCAAGACCAAUAACACCGGCCGCGGCGGCGGCGACGUCGCGAAGUGCAGGAAGCGAAGGGCUAGCUACUACGCUCCCAAUUCCAUCUCACCGAAGCAGCAGCAGCAGCAACGCGCGGCGGCGCCGGCGAAGCGCACGCGGUACGAGUGCCCGGGGUGCGGCAAGGUGUUCAGCUCCUACCAGGCGCUCGGCGGCCACCGCGCGAGCCACAAGCGGAUCAACACCAGCUGCAGCGCCCCCAAGGCCGCGGCCGCCACGGCGACGGCGCCGGAGCCGAGCUCGGAGACGUACGCCUCGCUCGGCGACGGCACCCUCUCCCCCUCGGCCUCGCCGGACUCGGUGGCCACCGCCAUUGGCAACAGCAAGACCAACAAGUCAGCGGCGGAGAAGUUCGGUGGGCAACAAGUCACCGGCGCGUGCUCCGACGACGGCGAGCUAUACGCCAGCUCGAGCGGCAACGUGGAGCUAGAGCUGGAGCAGCACUCGCCGCCGGCGGCCACGGCGUUUCUUGAUCUCAACUUCCCGCCGGCCUCAUCAUCAGAGGUGGCCUGAACCUGAAGCUUGGCCGUGUUAGCUGCACUGAGCCAAGCUUGAUCCGCAAAUCGAGGUGAUCAAUGGCUGUACAGAUUCAAUUCAUUCCAUUCAUUGCAAGCUCCAAGCUUUCCAAGAUCAAUGAGGAAAUUGAGAAGUGAUCAGAGUUUUUUUUCAGGUUAUUCCAAUGUUUUUUUCUUUUUACAUUUUCUUAGUUUUCUCUUAUUUCAAGCGGCUAAACUAAUAAACCUACAAUGAUAAGACCUCAGAGUCACAGUAUCUGAACUAAUUCAGUUAAUAGCUUCUAAGAUUAGAUCAAAGCUACUGUUUUUAGCAA